Carassius gibelio (silver crucian carp) is the source of this 1680-nucleotide messenger RNA. Its product is annotated as olfactory receptor class A-like protein 4. The record is from RefSeq and is a predicted model, not a curated record. Gene Ontology annotation, molecular function: G protein-coupled receptor activity. Gene Ontology annotation, biological process: G protein-coupled receptor signaling pathway. The transcript has 2 exons. Gene Ontology annotation, cellular component: membrane. NCBI's taxonomy places the organism in Eukaryota, Metazoa, Chordata, Actinopteri, Cypriniformes, Cyprinidae. The coding region runs from base 1 to 1077 and encodes 358 amino acids.
AUGUCUGAGGUCCUGACGGUGGACGCCGUCCUCUUCGGUCUGCUGGUGUUCUCUGGGAUUAUAGGAAACAUUCUGGUCAUCAGUGUGGUGUUCCAGUGCGCUAAAGAAAGCUCCUCCCGCCACCUGCCGCCGUCAGACACCAUCCUGGUGAACCUGUGCAUGGCCAACCUGCUGACGUCGGUCUUCCGGACGGUGCCCAUCUUCGUGUCGGACCUGGGUCUGAAGGUGUCGCUGUCGCCGGGCUGGUGUCGUCUCUUCAUGCUGCUGUGGGUGUGGUGGCGCGCGGUGGGCUGCUGGGUGACUUUGGCCCUCAGCACCUUCCACUGCGUCACCCUGCGGAGGCAGCACGUCACCAUGGGUCCACGUGGACAUCAGCGCGAGCGCCGGCGCGUCUGGGGCGUCCUGGCCACCGUGUGGGUCGUCAACCUGCUGUUCUCUCUCCCAGCGCUGGUGUACACGACACACGUGCGCGGAAACACCACGGUGGAGCUGAUGGUGAUCAGCUGCACGACUCGCCCGCUGCUGGGCUGCGUUUGGGAGUUUCCCACCGAGCGGCAGGGCUACGCCUUCUCCUCCACGUCGCUGGCGCUCAACGAGGUCAUGCCGCUGAUUCUGAUGGUCGGGACCAAUCUGGUGACGCUGCACUCACUGGCCAAACACAUCCGGGCGGUCACGGCGGGCGGCGGCGGCGCGGUGGAGCUGGACAGGCACGUGUCCAGCGAGAGGAAGGCGGGUCACGUGAUCAUGGCUCUGGUCGCGCUGUUCGUCGGUUGCUGGGUGCUGCAGGUCGCCGCGGUCACGUACUACAACCACAACGGCGGGAAGCACGCGGAGGGCCUGCUGACCGUCGCGCAUUUCUCUGCGUCGCUCUUUGUAGGGUUCAGUCCGUUAGUGGUGACGUUUGGACACGGUAAACUGCGGCGGAGAAUCAGCGCGAUGACGCAACACUGGACGCAGCGGAUCAAACGCCCACGAGUGGACACCGCCUCCGCACAGAAAGACACGUCCGGCGGGAAAACUGUUCAGAGCGGGAAAACUGUUCAAAGCGGGAAAACUGUUCAAAGCGGAACAACGUGACUGGCACGUGCCGAGAGGCUCAACAUUUGUGAAAAUUUAGGACUGACUGCAAUUUGUGAUGCAUUUAACUUUUCAGGAUUCACAGAUGGAUAGAAAGUUUGAAAGAACAGCAUUUAUUUAAUAAUUUUAUAACAUUAUUUCUUUACUGUCACUUUUGAUUAAUUUAAUGUUACUGAUGAAAGUAUUAUUUCUUUUAGCGAAUCACGGUUUUGAGCAGCACAACUGUGUUCAACACUGAUGAUAAUCAGAAAUGUUUCUUGAGCAGUAAAUCACCAUAUUAUUGUGAUUUCUGAAGAUCAUGUGACACUGAAGACUGGAGGAAUGAUGCUGAAAAUACAGCGGAGCAUCACAGAAAUACAUUACACUUUAACACAGAUUCACACAGAAAACAGAUGAUUUAGAUUAGAAUAAUAUUCAACAAAUUUUAUUGUAUUUUUCAUAAAAUUAAUGCAGCCUUGGUGAGCAGAAGAUACUUAAAACAUAAAAAAAGAUGAUUAUAAACCAAAUAGGUUCAGGUGUGUCAAUAGGUGUGUCAGACAAAGGACACUGAAUAGGUGAUAAAAAUGAUUCCUGCAUUAAUAAUGUUGUUCAUUUGUGAUGAUC